UCAGGAAAGAUGAGGCCGUGCAGAAACACCUCUCCUGACUCUCUGGAUUAUCCAACUCACACUCACCACCCCACACGCACCCCCUCCACCUCACCCAAUGUCCCUAACCCAUUUAAGCAUUUUCCUUCCAUCCAAAAGGUCAGUGGAAAACUGCUGCAGACGUCUCUGACCAAGGAAGACGAGACAAUUUGUCUGCACCAGAGGAACGUAUCGUUCGAGGUGGACAUGUCCAGCGACAGUCCUUUCCUCAUCCUGCCCCUCACCUUCUACCACCUCAUCGAUGCCCCCUGCAAGCCUCGGCGGCCAAGUGUAACUUCUAUGCUGAGAUGAGGAGACGAUAGAGAGAAGAGAGGUUUAAGCCUUUUCCUUCCAUCCAAAUGGGAAAAAGGACGAGUGGUAAUUCACGUGGGGGCUGGACGGAUCCAGAGUUGGCGGACUUCGAGCUGCUGGUGAUCAUGAGCGCCACGAUUGAGCCGACCUCGGCCACCUGCCAGGUGCGCACCUCCUACCUGCCGGAUGAGAUCCUCUGGGGCUACGAGUUCCCCCCCGUGGUCUCCCUCUCCCCAUCGGGGAAGUACGUGGCGGACUUCGGUUUCUUCGACAAAGUGGCCAAGACCAAGACGGCGCCCGUCUUCAAACCGUGCAGCCCGCAGCGCGCGUACCAGAGCAACGGGGCCGGGCCCGUGCCAGAUGUGUCCGAUCCAGAGAAGAUCUGUCUGGAGCAGAACUACCGGGACAGAGGGGGGGAACGAGGCCGGGCGAGAGACACUCCCCUCAGUGUUCGCAUCAGCAACGUGUGAACGGUGACGGAGUGGAAGGAAACAUCACGUGGAAACAGCUCGGACACUUUUAGACUGAAUGGAACCUCUGGACGACGUCUGGGGAGAUAAAACAUGGAGGACGACUGUAACUCACAUGAAGGCCUAACACACUGCUGACUGCAGCUACUGCUUCUAUUUCAGUGUGGCGAGUGCACACACACC
Molecule: messenger RNA, 983 nt
Organism: Gasterosteus aculeatus aculeatus (three-spined stickleback)
Lineage: Eukaryota; Metazoa; Chordata; Actinopteri; Perciformes; Gasterosteidae
Source: RefSeq, a predicted model, not a curated record